Messenger RNA from Macadamia integrifolia, 828 nucleotides. Its product is annotated as peroxiredoxin-2F, mitochondrial-like. The transcript has a single exon. Lineage: Eukaryota; Viridiplantae; Streptophyta; Magnoliopsida; Proteales; Proteaceae. Gene Ontology annotation, cellular component: mitochondrion; cytoplasm. The record is from RefSeq and is a predicted model, not a curated record. The coding region runs from base 117 to 629 and encodes 170 amino acids. Gene Ontology annotation, molecular function: thioredoxin peroxidase activity. Gene Ontology annotation, biological process: cellular response to oxidative stress; cell redox homeostasis; hydrogen peroxide catabolic process.
CCUCCCCCUUUAUUUAUUUUUAUGAUCAUGGCGUCCCCUUACAACUAUAAAGGAAACCUUUGAGAAAGAAGCCAAAGCAAUCAGAACUUCACAAACUCAUUCUGUAAAGAAGAAAAAUGGCUUCAGUUGGAACUGAUAUCAUUGCAGCAUAUCCUCAUCUCACCCUUCAGGAGGCCAGAACCUGGGAUGAAGGCCUUUCCUCUAACUUCUCCACAACUCCAUUGAAGGAUAUCUUCAAGGAUAAGAAGGUAGUCAUCUUUGGGCUUCCAGGAGCUUUUACUGGAGUUUGCUCAAAAGCCCAUGUCCCCAGUUACAAGAACAACAUCGACAAUUUCAAAGCCAAAGGGAUUGAUACAAUUAUCUGUGUGUCUAUUAAUGACCCAUAUGUCAUGAAUGGAUGGGGAGAGAAGCUUGAAGCUAAGGGACCUAUUGAGUUCUAUGGAGACUUUGACGGGAGUUUCCAUAAGAGCUUGGGCUUGAGUGUUGAUCUUACUUCUAGCUUGAUGGGAGUUCGUUCACAAAGAUGGUCAGCCUAUAUAGUUGAUGGGAAGGUUCAGGUUCUGAACGUAGAGAAGGUACCCUCUGAUUUCCAGGUUUCGGGUGGAGAUGUAAUCUUGGGUCAUAUCUGAUAUAUUUUGCUUUAUCUGGUCUGGUUCGGUUCAUGGUUCGCAUGAAACUUUUGGGCCAGAUCAGACUAUUGCCAUUUGGUCGGGAUUUUCCUAUGGUUGGUAAUAGGUUUCCUUAAAUAUGAAAUUUGGUUCGCGUCUUGUGUGUGACAAAAUAAAAAUUUACUGAAAAUAAAAUUUUCCUCUUGUUUUUUGAGUUUCA